This is a messenger RNA of Prorocentrum cordatum, 6696 nucleotides long. The record is from the annotation of a GenBank genome assembly. Lineage: Eukaryota; Dinophyceae; Prorocentrales; Prorocentraceae.
AUGGCGAUCGAAGAGCCGCCCAGCUUCGCAGCUACGUUGCAGGGGCUGACGGAGCACAUCGCCCCAAGGGCGCACGCCUACGAUCAGCAGAGCUUCAACAUUCGCAGUGUGAGUUUGAUCCUUUACAGGAAGGACCAAGAUGCGAAGAUGGCUAACUUGAUAAAUCAAAUGGAAGCCCAGCUGCAGCAACGUGAUCAAGCCAUGGAAGCAAUGAGAUCCCAGUGUGAGGACCAGCUCCGUGCUCUGGGUGCGGCGGGGGCCGCCCAAGAACCCGCGCGCCUGGGCAGCGUCGACGGGGGGGGCGUCGCGACGGAUGCGGAGAACGGCAUGCAUAUCAAGCUCGACCACAGCGCCAAGCAGGAAAUGACGAAGCUUAUGGGCGCCUUUUCCAAGAAUGCGCAGGCGCUCCUCAAGGCAAAGGACCGAGGGGAGCGACUCCAACAGCAGGCAAACCAGCUCAACAAUUACACCAUGCCCUCAGGGAUGCCACGUUUCAAAUUCAAUUGGAACAACGCCGAAGAUGACGAGGUUAUGCGCAACGAAGCCAAGUCCUUGAACGUUACAAUCAAAGCGCGAACGACUUGGAGGUCGGCGAAAGAGCAGCUAGAUAUGGGAUAUUGGGGGCGCAUGCGCACAUUGGAUCUGGAUUUCAACAGCGAGAUCCAGGCAUGGUGGCAUAAGCAUUUGGGCAAAUACCGGGUUUCCGAGUAUUUCGAAGCUAAUCCAUCGGGGUCGGUUGGACCCACCGUGCUGCCCUUUGAGGCGAAGUCGUGUUUAGCGGCUGUCAAAUACCAGCUCUACGAGCGUUUCAAGAUCCAUGCCGCGAGCGGGCGUGGAAGGCGCCGCAUUUCGAAUUUUGACCCUUGGCUGUUCUACGCGAUCAAGUGGAUCAAGACCAGCUCUUUCGACAUUGUCCCCGCGGGCAAGCGCGGCGGUCAUUGUCUUAUCCAGGACAGUGACCUCAGGACUUUUGUUGACGAGGACAUGUCCAAGCAGUGCUACGAGGAGAUAGGGUAUGUGAACAAGCCGUUGGUUCUUCAGGCGCACGAGUCCAUCACAAAACACGUCGGAGGAGCUUUCGGCGACAACCGCCUCACUUACGAGUUCCGGAAGCGCUACAGGUCAGAGAACCCCAGCGUUGCGAAGCUCCAGUUCACGAUGAGGCAUGCAGAGCCCAGGAAACGUGAUGAUGUUUGGCUAGUGCUACCGCACCAUCCCUUGCGCGAGAAAGCCAACGCUUGCCAGCUUCUCAACGAGCUCUGGACGAGGUGGGGUGCGGACAGGCUCCGCCGUGACAAGCACGGCUGCAGGGCGCUCACAGGUCGCGCCGCCGCUGCCGAUGGCCUGGAGGAGGCGCUCCGCCACUUCACCUCGAAGCUGCGCGUGGGCGGCCCCCACCGCGUCAUGGACGUGAAUCUCAGUCGCCACAUGGUGUCAGAGGUCGGCAGGGCCCCCGUCGUCUGCGUCGAGCAGGGGGCCGCCGAGAGCGGCUGCCUGUCGGAUCUGUUCUUCGGCGAGGCCGACGCCCCGAACGGCGAGCCGAGCGACGCCGACCGGGCGGCCUUCGUGUCCCAGGGGGGCGUGUGCGGGCUGCGGGCGGUACCGCUGGAGGCCUCCGACUCCGCCGGCUCGGGACGCAGGCUGCUGGCGGUGGCGUUCCUAGGCCCCCUGCCCUCGCGUGUGCUGCACGGCCUGCUCCGCAACCGUUUCAUGUGGCUCCAAUCUGGUACAGAUUAUCGCGAGGACUGGGCGCCCAGCCCACCUCGCAGCAGGGCGCGGCAUGGCGCCCUGACGGGAGCAGCGGACUCCACCCGUGGAAUCAUAGAUUGUGCGAGGCCGUGGCGCGCUGCCCAGGAGCAGCAGGCCGCGGCGAGCUGGUGUGCUGGACGCCGAGCGCCGCAGGCGCGACGACGCCAGGCAGGCAGGAUGGCAGUGUCGGCAGGAGCCAAGAAGGCGGGGACCGACGCGCUGCGGGCCGCUGGUGCUGACGUUACGGACGACGACGUCGCGAGCCUCGUCCUGAAGGUGAGGGCGACGCUGAACGCGGGGCGGGCCCCCCGUUCGAAGCUGGACGAGGCGAGACGACUGGAGGCAGCGCUGGACCCGGUGGCCAUCCGCCUGGCGCUGGGGAACCCGGAGGUCCCGGGCUCUGAGAUGGCCGAGGCCCUCUGGGGGUUCACUGAGGCCGCCACGUACGCCACGCAGGCGGAGAGCCGGAUCAGGAGAGUGGCGGCCGAUACCGAUGGCUGGGAGAGGAUCGCGGAUUGGAUCUGGGCCCGUGCAGUCGGCGACGACGGCGGCACGCUGCCCACCGACUGGCUGCUGCACCUGGGCAUAGGGCUCCUCCUGUCCAGCCUGGUGGUGGUGCUUGGGGCCGACUCCGGGCGGCACCGCCUGGCAGGCGCCGCUGUGGGGCUGUGCGGCACCGUCCUGCUAGUACGGCGCGUGCCCGAGCGUGUGGUUGCCUGGUGGGCACGCUGGAGGCGGCGCUCGGCCUUCGCCGCGGCGCUGAGGAGCGGCGGGGACGGCCUGGACCUGACCGCCGCCGAGGACGACUGCGCGGCCUGGGACGCGAAGGGGGCCCCGACGACCAAGGGGGGUGGCGCGGGGGCCACGGAGGUUCCUACUGGCCCGCUGCACCCCCCGGGGCUGGCAGCGCUGCCGCCGUCGCCGUGGGCCCCACCUGCCGAAGGCGUGGGCGGGGGCGCCCCGCCAGCAAAGCCCGGCGCGCAGGACCUGGCGGCGCUGCGGGCGUUCGGCCAGGGGUCCGAGGUGCCAGGCCCCUUCAGCCAGACGGCGGCCCUGCAGCAGCAGCAGCAGCAGCAGCCACAGCCGAGCCCAGAGGUAGGCGUGCCAACGUCGGGGCUCAGCUUCCACGCGCCCUAUGCUCCUGCAGACGCGGUGAAGCUAGGGCGCGAGGUCCAGAUGGUGGGCGCCACGCUGCGCGAGUUCCAGGCGCAGGCGGCCACGAACGUGUACUGGGCCUGGCACUUCUGGGAGAGAAUCGCGGCGGUGGAUGGCUCCAUGGGGCUGCAUCCUGACCUCCGUCGCGUGCUGCAGACCCACGGCUACGUGGGCGCAGGAACGAAGUCCCCGCCAGGUGGUUCGCUGCAGCAGGAGCUGGACGCGUUGCUCUCCUCCGCCACAGCGCCGCACGGCGGGGGCAUGCACGCCUCCCCUGGGUGGGCCGUGGCCCCGGUGACCCAGCAGCAGCAGGAGGACAGCCGAUGGAACCUCAGCCUCCCGCCGGACCUGCGGCGCGCGGCGCCGGAGAUCUACCGCACCAUGCGGGGCGCUGGGGCGGCUAGCGCUCGCGACUGGCUGUCGCAGGAAGUGACGGGCCAGCGACACACGGCAGUCUGGACCGACCUGUGGACCCGGUCCGAGCUGCUCACCCGCCUGGCGUCCGACGAUGCGCUGGAGCUGCACCUGAGGCGGUUGGCGAGCUACGUCUACGAGAUGCGGACGAAGGACAAGGUGGGUGCGGCGGCCAUGCUGGCCGUGCGCCCGCCCGGGUCGGCCGCCGACUUGGCUCCCACAUGGCUGGUGACCGAGGCCACGACCCACAGCAAGGCUGAGCACCAGCGUGACGAAAGGGUCCACGCCGCCAGCAAGCACGACAACCGAGGUGCCCCGCGGCCGCGGGUGCAGCCUAGAAUGCCAGUGACGGGUUUGCCUGGCUCGCUGACGCGGGCCCUGCAGUGGAAGGAGGCCGAGGCCAGGGCGCUGCUGGGCGUGGGCGCUCGCUUGGGGGCGCACGCGGGCGCCGCGGAGCCCGCCGAGGGCGGGGCCAGCGGGGCGCCGCGCGCCUCGCCGCCCGAGGGCGGGGGGCUGGAGGCGGACGACCUGGGGGAUGCCGGACCUGAGGACGCUCAGCAGCAUCGCUACGACGACGACUGGCUCGGGCAGCAGUCCAGCUGCCGUGCCGCGCCGCCUAGCCCGUCGGGCUACAGCGUGGCGGAGUGGCUAGAGGCGGUGAGGCGGGCGAAGCGGACGGCCGAGGGCAAGUUGGCCGACGGCACCUUCCGCACGAGCCCGCUGGCCCAGUACCCCGAGGGGAUGUGCGAAGCGCUGGGCGCUUUGAUUGUCCAGACCCUGGCCAUCUUCGAGCAGACCGGUCUGGGCGGCACCGGGUGGCGAAGGCCGCCGGAGGCCGACAGGUCGGUCACCGCCUGGAGCUCGCGGAGCACUACGGCACCAGCGGUGGCCGUGCGGAACGAGGACGUGCUUCGCGGCCGUGGGCUGGUGCUGGACGGGCCGCAGAUGGCCUUCUACCUGCACGUCGACGACGGGGUGGCGAUGGCCGGUGGCAGCGGCUGUGGCCCACGGGCCACGGAGAAGAUGCACCAUCUCGCGGAUGCCUUGGCCGAGGCCGGCUUCGUGGUCACCGACCGCACGGAGGCUAGCGACAUGCAGAAGGUGCUGGGCUACGCGCCACAGGCGCGCCCAGCGCAGCUGCGCUUGCCCCCGAAGAGGGCGCGGGAGCUGGUGCGGCAGCUGGAGGAGAUGGGCGCCACCCGCACCCUCCACACCGAGGAGCUGCGCUCGCUCUUGGGGGUGUGGAUCUGGGGCGCCCUGCUUCGGAGGGAGCUACUAUGCAUACCCAGCGCCGUCUUCAGGCUCCUGGAGAGGCACCCGCACCAGCGGGUGUGUACCUGGGCGACCGUCCGCAGGGAGCUGCGAGCUAUGGCGCAGGUAGUCCCGUUGAUGUACGCCGACCUGGGAGCCCCGCCAGCCCCCGUGUAUUUCGCGGCGGACGCCAUGGGCGCCAACGUGGAGGACGACGGCGGCUGGGGCAUACUGGUGACCGACAUGAGCGAGGACAUCGCGAAGGACUUCAUCGACACGGGCGGCAGCUUGGGCUACACCGUGGCGCGGCUGGACGGCGAGCUCACUGGACUGCGACGGCCCGAGCAGGUCAUCCGACGGACGAAGCCCUUCAGCCUCCUGCCGGAUCGCGUGUUCAAGCCCGACGAGGACUGGACGAUCGUGGGCGCGGGGAGGUGGCGGACGGCCGACCACAUCACGCUGGGCGAGGGGCGCUGCGUCGUGAAGAUCAGUAGACUGGCGGCCGCCACUCCGGCCCUCCACCGCACCGUGCUGCCGAUCCUGGAGGACAACCAGCCAGUCUCAGGCGCGGUAUGCAAGGGCAGGAAGCUGGACAGCACUUCUGUUGAGAAGGUUAAGCCGCACACCCUGGCGGCUUACAGGGCAGCGGCUAUGAAGUUCGUGACCUACCUGGACGAGCACGGCUUCGUCCCCGACGGGCCCGAGCAGUGGGGCGACCUGCUUGUCGAGUACAAGAACGACAUGCAGAUGACCAAGUGCAAUUUCGAGUACGCCGUCGCGGCGGUGGACAUCAAGGAGGCAGGACGGUGGCUCACGGAGUCCAGCCUCCGCAUCUACGUGGACGUUGUCACCGCCUCCAGGGUCCUGGCUCAGGCUGAGCAGCGAGGAAUCGCACCGCUCAUCCGCGAGGCGGCCGAGAAGCUGCCCAACUACUUCCCGGAGGGCAUCUUCGGCGAGGGUCAGGGCAUCCAGCAUGCCGCCAGCGGGCUGGCGAAAGGGCCAGGACGGCUCCUGGGUGCUGCCUGCGGAGGGAGUCCCUCCAGCGCCGCUGGCGGGGGGCCGCCGGGCGGCCUCGCCAGCACCCCGAGCGCACUAGGCGCACUGGUGGAUGGGCUGCUGGCGGGUCCGCAGCAGCCGGGGGAUGCAGCAGCGGGCGCGGGCGCGGCCGAGGCCGAGGCGCCGGCGCCAGCGGCCCCUGGCGUGGGAGCACUGGGGCCCCCGCAGCCGCUGGUGGCGCAGCCGCUGGCAGCGGGCGCGGCCGCGGGGUCGAGACGCGCGCGCUGGAGCAAGUGGUCGCUGCUGCGCGCGGUCUGGCUCAUCGCAAGGUGGUGCGGACGAUCAACCUCGCGAGGAGUGACGUGGGCGGCGGUCGCCGCGAUGCUGAUCGGGUGGCGCUACAUGGCUGGGCCGCUGACCCACGUCGGGACCAUGAUGGGCGUCGUGGCCAGCGUAUCUGUCUCGGCAGGCAAAGUGGUCGACAGCAGCCUUGGGGCAGUCAUCACGGCGGCACAAGGCGUGUCAGACUUCGCCGUGACGUCGUCCCGCAGCUCGGCGAGCCUCCUGCAGGAGGCCUGGCGCGGAGUGGACAUCACCAACCUUCACGUCCGCCAGCGCCACGCCGAGCGGCUCGCGGACGACCCCGAGAUCUUGCAGGACUGGAUCCAGCGCGAGUUCCUGACAGGCGAGCCCCGACCGCCUGGAGCCGAGCAGGUCGCCACCGCGAUCGCUGAGGCUUCGGUUACCAUACCUCACAUGUCGGAGAGAUGGCAGUUAAUGAUCUGGCCCAGUCAAUACCGCGAGCUGCACAUGACACUCGACCUGCUGCCGUCAGGUUUCUACGGAGUCCAUAUGGUCGAGCGAAUCGUGAAUUUCUCGGUCCAGUGGAGCAACCCAGUGUGGAGUAGCCUCGACUGUGACAUCAGCUCUGAGAGAGAUACAGUCGUGGCUCACAUCAACUCCACUUUGGCAGGGCUCCCGCUCCCCGAGAUCCGCUACAUGUCCAUGACUGAUCGUGAAAUCCAAGUCGCCAGGCUCCCAGGUGCCUGGAUCAAUAUUGCCCGUAGGUUCGUGCGUGCUGUAUAUAUGGCAGUGAAGAGUGUUUUGCAGCUCGUUUUGUUCGGAAUCUAG